This is a messenger RNA of Diaporthe amygdali, 1452 nucleotides long. Its product is annotated as pristinamycin iia synthase subunit a. The record is from RefSeq and is a predicted model, not a curated record. The coding region runs from base 1 to 1452 and encodes 483 amino acids. The transcript has 3 exons. NCBI's taxonomy places the organism in Eukaryota, Fungi, Ascomycota, Sordariomycetes, Diaporthales, Diaporthaceae. Gene Ontology annotation, molecular function: monooxygenase activity; oxidoreductase activity, acting on paired donors, with incorporation or reduction of molecular oxygen.
AUGGCAUCAUCCACCCCCCAAUCGAGCAAUGGGCCAUCUGGCUCCAGCUCGGGCGCCAAGAAGCAGCUGAUCAUCAACGCCUUUGUCGAGUCCUGCAGUGGCCAUCAGUCCCCUGGCCUUUGGAGGCAUCCGCGGGACCGAUCCUCGGACUUCAAUAAUAUCAAACACUGGGUUGAGCUAGCCCAGCUGCUGGAGAAGGGUAAUUUUCAUGGGAUGUUUAUUGCUGAUGUGCUUGGCUCCUAUGAUGUAUACAAAGGCCCGCGGAAUCCCGACCCGGCGAUUGUCUCAGGGGCACAAUGGCCGGUCAAUGAACCGCUUGCCGUUGUCCCAGCCAUGGCAGCGGCGACCAAGAAUCUCGGCUUCGGUGUCACCCUGGCCACGACUUAUGAGCAGCCUUACCAUCUCGCUCGAAGGCUGAGUACAGUCGACCACUUGAGUGGGGGCAGGGUCGGCUGGAACAUCGUGACUGGCUACCUGGACUCAGCAGCGAGAAACCUUGGCCACACUGAACAGCCAGAUCACGAUGAGAGAUACGCGAUUGCGGAGGAAUACGUGGAGGUGAUGUACAAGCUAUGGCAAUCGUCGUGGCGCGACGACGCAGUGAAGCUCGACAAGGAGAAGGGCAUAUACACAGACCCGAAGCUCGUUCGGACAAUUGACCACGUCGGGAAGUACUACACAGUUCCCGGGCCGCACAUCUGCCAGCCAUCUCCGCAGCGGACUCCAGUCAUCAUGCAAGCCGGGACCUCAAAGGCAGGCAAGACCUUCGCAGCACGACACGCCGAGGCCAUCUUCGUAGCCGGGCACAGCCCGUCGGUGAUCGCCAAGAACAUCGCCGAGAUCCGGGCAAUGGCGCGGGACGACUUCGGGCGCGACCCGGCCAGCAUCAAGUUCCUGGCGAUGCUGUGCCCGAUCAUCGCGGACACGGCCGAGGAGGCGACGGCCAAGUACCAGGAGUUCGUGGGCUACGGGUCUGAGGACGGCGCGCUGGCGCUGUUUGGCGGCUGGACGGGGAUCGACCUGGCCAAGUACGGCGACGACGAGGAGCUGCGCCACGUCGAGUCCAACGCCAUCCGGUCCGCUGUCGAGUCGUGGUCCAAGUCCGUUCCGGGCGUCCCCAAGUGGACCAAGCACACGGUCGCGAACCAUAUCAAGGUCGGUGGCCUCGGGGCCACUGUGGUGGGCACGGCGGAACAAGUCGCGGACGAGAUGGAGAGGUGGGUCAGGGAGGCUGACGUGGAUGGCUUCAACCUGGCUUAUGCGCUGAUGCCUGAGACCUUUGAGGAGGUGAUCGAGCGCUUGUUGCCUGUACUGCGUCAACGUGGGCUGUUCUGGGACGGGUAUGCUGUUGAUGGCGGGACUUAUAGGGAGAACUUGUAUGGAAAGAAGGGACUUGCACGGCCUCCACCAGACCAUGUGGCUGCAAAAUACCACUGGAAAGCUGGCGACUAG